This is a messenger RNA of Daldinia decipiens, 1441 nucleotides long. RefSeq lists its product as uncharacterized. Bases 1 to 1422 code for a protein of 473 amino acids. NCBI's taxonomy places the organism in Eukaryota, Fungi, Ascomycota, Sordariomycetes, Xylariales, Hypoxylaceae. The record is from RefSeq and is a predicted model, not a curated record. The transcript is spliced from 2 exons.
AUGGCUCCAGAACAAGGGCCAAUUCAGAUUGACGAAUUGUUUACGAUCCCGUCGUCUAUGGAUCCCAUAUUAACUAGUUCAAUGGUUCAUCAACCCCUGAUUAGUACUGGAGUGACCGCAGCCCCCCCAGAGCGUACUCGAUCCCUAAAUAUUAACGACAACCACUCUUCUGGGCCAGAUGAGGUUCUAGGUUUAGAUAAUGACACAACAUUCGUUAUACCAGCCUCUCCCAUCCGCGCAAAUGUGAAACGGAGAAGAUCCGUCGUAUCUGCUCCUGGAGAUAUUCUGGGGCGUCGAUUAUCAAGGAAAAAUAGCCCGACCGUGCUAAGUCAUAGAGUUGAUUUAUACCAUCAUCGAUCUAGAAAGCGAGAAACAUCUUAUCCUGACGGCGCUGAGACGCUAAAGAGGCAGAGGAUAGACGGAGAUGAUACGCUAUUCACUAAGCCGACAAUCAAAAGGACUGGAAGCACUAAGAAGCCGCAGGGGGUGAUUAUACCGCAGCUACCGCUGACUGGGCAAGUGGAAUGCAGUGAGAACGACGGCGGGCAAGUGACAUACGAGCGAAAGGGUGCAUUUCGACUGAGGACAGAUAAAGGAAAUAAUAAAUUUCGCUUCCUCAAGCCUCGUAGUCAACCAGAACCACCCUGGCGGGCAGGCGAUGGAUUUUCAGGGGAUGAAGCCAGGCCGAGCUUCUUGUUCCUUAUGACCGGUACGCAAAAGCAAAGAAGACCCGAUUUACUUCCGGGUAUGGGCAAACUCCAACUGGAAAGCGAGGUUGCCAAUAAAUACGAUGUGCGUGGAUCAAGGCUCAGUGGCUCGAAGGUCCAACAUUCAACCCCGACUCAACGUGAGAUAAAAAGUCGGCGUUGCAUAGCAAAAGACGUCUGGCCCACCAGAGAAAACUUUGUAGAGGAGUUGGGACCACGACACCGGAGAUCCACCACUCUAGAAAACCAGGGAGUUAUGUCUUCUAGCAUGUUGACCCAGCCUACUUUUUUAACUCCUCAAAACGGAGAUAUGUUCCCAUAUAAGCCCUUGACACUACGAAAAAGAAAACAUUCUGAUUUCGAGAAUUUUGGCCGACAUUUGAAGGAAAGCAGCGGGUCGCAUUUUAUUGCUAAAGUAGAGCAUCGAAGCUCAGAGAUGCAUUAUGUCAAGCAGUCGAAGCCGAGGGAUGAAGCGUACGAGCAUGAAGAAGGGUAUGAAGCGGAUCAAGACGAUAUGACUAUACCUUUAACAUAUGAUGAGAGUGAGAUCGAUGAGGAUGAAGUGCUUGAAAAAGAUAGCUACCAAGGUACACCUAAUGGCUCUCAGAGCCGAGAGUCUAGCGCUAUGGAUUCGGCCAUUUUUGUUCUUGGCGACAUAGAGAACGAGACCAGGCUGGGAUCUCCGGAACUUGGGAACGACAGACCGGGUGAAUAGAUGGGCGUCUACAUCUGGC